Molecule: messenger RNA, 1179 nt
Organism: Neoarthrinium moseri
Lineage: Eukaryota; Fungi; Ascomycota; Sordariomycetes; Amphisphaeriales; Apiosporaceae
Exons: 1
Coding region: 1-1179 (392 amino acids)
Biological process (GO): maturation of SSU-rRNA from tricistronic rRNA transcript (SSU-rRNA, 5.8S rRNA, LSU-rRNA)
Cellular component (GO): nucleolus
Source: RefSeq, a predicted model, not a curated record
AUGGCGCCUAAGCGAAAGGCGCCGGCCAAGAUCGCCCAACCCCUGGUCAGACAGAGCGCAAAACAGACGCUCAAGGCGAACGUCAAUGAAGCCGAUACGGCCGUCUCUGGCAUCGACGCCCUCAAGUCGGAUGCCAAUGGUGUCGCCGAGGACGUGAUAGAAAUCUCCAGCGACGCCGCCAGCAGCGAAUACGAGCUCUCCGAUGGCGAAGACACCGCUGGAGCCCAAAAAGCACACAAGCCAAAAGACGCCAGCUCCAAACCGGCCGGCAAUGGCGGUCUUGACACAGACAUGGCCUCGCCCGAUGCGCCUCAGAACGACGGCGAUGGCGCCGAGUCGGACCAAGAACUUGCAGCCCCCACCUUUGGUGAUCUCGUCCGCGCAAACGAGACCAUCGAUGUCCCCUCGGCCCUCUCGGCGCAACAGCCGUCCGCACUGACUGCGCCUGGCAGGCAAUUAGCCCCUCCGAGCCUCGCAUCUCUCGGCACUGUACUCUCCCAAGCUCUUCGGACUGACGACGCCGACCUGCUUGAAUCCUGUCUCCACACGACCGAUUUCACAACCAUCCGCAACACGAUCCAACGUCUAGACUCCUCUCUAGCAGGAACCCUGCUCACCAAGCUGGCUUCGCGGAUGCACAGACGGCCCGGCAGGGCUGGCAGCCUCAUGACAUGGGUGCAAUGGACCUUGGUCGCUCAUGGUGGCGCGCUCGCGACACAGCCCGGCCUGGUGAAGAAGCUGAGCGAAUUAAACCGAGUGUUGGAGGAGCGCUCAAGGGGCUUGGGCUCGCUCUUGGCGCUGAAGGGCAAGCUGGACAUGCUGGAGGCUCAGAUGCAGCUGCGGCGGAGUAUGCAACAUCACGGAGACUCGGACUCGGACUCGGAUGGCGACGGGGAGGAAGGCAUUGUCUACGUGGAGGGAGAAGAGAGCGAUGCCGAGAUGGCCAAUGGCGACAUGGAUCUCGACGACGAGGACUUGCCGGCCACGAAUGGCUUCAUCGACGACGAAGCUUCGGAAGACGACGACGACUACAGCGAGGAUGAUGACGACGAGGAGUUGGUUGGAGCGGAAGAGCCCCUGGAUGAGAAUGAAGUUAACCACUCUGACAUCGAGUCGCUGGGAGAGGACGAGGACAGUGACGUCGAAGCAGCGCCGCCAGCCAAGAGAGGACGCAGGUGA